Etheostoma spectabile (orangethroat darter) is the source of this 4981-nucleotide messenger RNA. RefSeq names its product solute carrier family 41 member 1 (gene slc41a3). The record is from RefSeq and is a predicted model, not a curated record. Gene Ontology annotation, molecular function: monoatomic cation transmembrane transporter activity. Gene Ontology annotation, cellular component: plasma membrane. Gene Ontology annotation, biological process: monoatomic cation transport. Bases 285 to 1751 code for a protein of 488 amino acids. NCBI's taxonomy places the organism in Eukaryota, Metazoa, Chordata, Actinopteri, Perciformes, Percidae. The transcript is spliced from 11 exons.
GAUAUUAUGGUAUGUAGACAUGGCAUCCAGCAGUCGAGGCAGAUGGAUGUCAACAGAAGAUACUUAUUUGAUACUUUAUGGUUCUAAUGUGUAGAUCUAAUGUACCUGCAGAUACAUUCGGACAUCUCGCGGGAUUUCGGGCUCUCUGUCGUCGAUAUUGUGUGUAUAUAUAUUUGUAUUUCUCGUUUAAGCAGUAUAUGCUAGUAGUUUCAUAACUGGUUCGGAUUGAUUUAGUGGAGCUCAGCAAUCCAUGAUGUAAACAGGAUUAAGCCAACACCGCCAUCAUGCCCGGUGAGGAUAAACCACCACAACAGACCCGCCAGAGGAAAAAGAACAAAAAGUCCCGCUCCAAGGGGAAGAGCCCGGGUGGGAGUCCCAGUGCUUGCCUGGGAGGCGCCAUAGACGGCCAAGAUGACCUCAUCUUACCCCCAGUGCUCCAGCCUCCGCCUAAAAAGCUGGCGGAGGUGAAGCCGAAAGUAUCGGUUGCCAAAGUGGAAGAGGAGUCCUCCAUUGCUAUCUGUCUUCAGGUGCUUUUCCCCUACCUGCUGGCUGGGAUGGGCAUGGUGAUGGCCGGCAUGGUGCUGGAUGGUGUACAGCAUUGGACGGUGUUUAAGGUGAUAACAGAGGUGUUCAUCCUGGUGCCUGCGCUGGUGGGACUCAAAGGAAACCUGGAGAUGACCCUGGCUGCUCGACUCUCCACUGCUGCCAACACUGGCCAAAUGGACGACCCUGAUAAACAAUGGACCAUGGUGUGCAGCAAUCUGGCACUGAUACAGGUUCAGGCGACGGUGGUGGGCUUCCUCGCGGCAGUGGCCGCCGUGUGUUUGGGGUCGUUUUCUAGAGGGGGGAUUGAACUGGACCAGGCAGCUGUCCUCUGUGCCAGCAGCAUCACUACGGCCUUUGUAGCUGCUCUUUCCUUAGGCCUGGUGAUGAUUGGAGUGAUCAUCGGCUCCAGGAAGGUGGGGAUCAACCCCGACAACGUGGCCACCCCCAUCGCUGCCAGUCUGGGGGAUUUGAUCACCUUGUCCCUGCUGGCUGGGGUCAGCAGCACACUCUAUGAAUAUAAAGAUAUAUGGUACCUGUCGCCCGUGGUGAUUCUGGUCUUCCUGGCUCUGAUCCCGCUGUGGGUGGUGGUGGCCCGACAGAGCCCGCAGAUCAGCGAGGUUCUCCGCUCAGGCUGGCAGCCUGUUAUAGUAGCCAUGUCCAUUAGCAGUUUUGGAGGCCUUAUACUGGACAAGACAGUGAGUGAUCCCAACUUUAAGGGCAUGGCUGUCUUCACGCCCGUCAUUAACGGUGUGGGGGGUAACUUGGUGGCCAUCCAGGCCAGUCGGAUCUCCACCUACCUGCACUUCUGGAGCAUCCCAGGGGUGCUGCCGUACAAGAUGAGGCAGCACUGGCCCAAUCCUUGCAUCACCUUCUUCUCCUCAGGAGUGAACUCCAAGUCAGCGCGGGUGCUUCUGAUGCUGGUUGUCCCCGGUCACCUGGUCUUCCUCUACGCCAUCUCUCUGCUGCAGGGAGACGAGGUGCCUAUCGGUGUAGCCUUCGUAAUCUGCUACCUGUGUGCUGCUCUGCUGCAGGUGGCCAUCCUCCUUUACUUUGCCGACCUCAUCAUCCGUGUGAUGUGGAGACGGAGCCUGGACCCUGACAACUUCUCCAUCCCCUACCUGACCGCCCUGGGGGACCUGCUGGGCACCGGCUUUCUGGCCCUCUGCUUCCGCGGCGUCUCACUGUUUCAGAGCCUCGGCCUCUGAACGUUUACCCCCUGAACUCCUGGCCAGCCACGGUCUCGCUGCUACAAGUUUUUUUUUUUUUUUUUUUUUUUUACAUUUCCACAGAGAUGCUUUUAAAUUGGACAAUAAAGCCUUUUCUGAUGGUUAUCACUGCGCCAGUCCAGAAGAAUCUGUCUGUGUCACUAAUUCAAACCUCGGGGAGACGGCACAGGUUACACCCACCCAUUUAUACCCAUCCAUGUGUGUGAAGCGUUUGCUGCAUGAUCAAUCUAAUUAUUUUUAUUUGAGAGCUAAAUCAUUUAAAAUGAUGUAGACGUUUUAGAUAUCUGUCCCGUCAGUAUGAUUAACUUUAUUUUGUAAUCAUUCCUCUAUAUGUCUUUUAGUUUUCCUGCAUUAAGUAAACGUGAGUUUGGUGGCUCUGUGCUCGCCUCUUCUCUCAUCUCAUCUCAUCGGCGUCAUCAGAGAAAUAGUUAGCCACUUCAAAGCAGCGAGACUGAACAGUUGGUCUGUUUGUGGACAUUUGUUUGAAUGUGGGUAGAUCAAACGGACUUAAAGCUGCCCAUGAUUGAGUGGCCUGUACUAUGCAUUAAUGAUAGAGGUUGAUGCAUGUUGUACACCAACUGGAAUUUUCAUGGAUGUACAGUAUGUCCAACAUAUGUUAGGUAGAAUUAAUUCAGACGAAAGGUACUGAUUUAGUUUUCAUGCAAAUCAGGUCACAUACCGUUAACGCACAGGGGAAUGUUUCUGAAUAUUGUACUUUUAUGAAUCUUUUCUUAAGAUUUUCUGCAAAUGUAGUUUUGGAGCUAGCGUAACGGCAAACAGACAGAAUGGGGUAAUUGAUAUAUGCAUGGCCAAAGGCAAAUGGCAUGGCUGCACCAUGGGAACACUAUGAUUGGGAGGAUGGCACCAUCAGUAGGCGUGGUAGGAGUUUUGUUUUAGUCACGAGCAGUGGAAUCAUCUCUCAGACAGUCUCAGCAUAGAGAAAAAAAAAAUGAUUGUGAAUUUUUUGCAAAUCAAUGUAAAAGAAAGAAAAAAGAACACAGCAGUGAAUUAAUGCAGGAGACUACAAGUAUUUGUUUUCACUCGUCAGUUCAGGUUUAUGUGUUGAUAUCUACUAUUAAGCUGCAGAGGAUCUUGGGUAUUCCCUCACUACUUGAUACUAACAGCCCCUUUAAUGGAAGGUCCACAAAGCCUUACUGUUCAGUGUGACGUUGUCAGAACUAAAAAAAAACAACUCAUCAUUACAGCAGUGAACGCAUAUACGUGAACAUGCUAUUCUCAAAGGUGUGUUCGGACGGAAAGCAAACCCCCAUUUUGGCCUUGUGUCAUUCACACGAAUUUCAUCGCUACAAAACAAAUGCAUAAAGCCCUGGAAUGCACUCAUAUUUUUUGGUGAAGUUCAAACAUUUUUAACUCACUUUGACUCACAUUCUGUCUGAGCUUUUGGGAGAGGGACGGAGAAAUGUGUGUUUUGAGUGUGAGAAGAUCUCUGUUAGGAUCUACCUAAUGAAAUCGACUAGGCCUGCGGGUAAUGCGUGUAUGGUGAAGCCUAAAUUUCCAAGGCAACCUCAGUGAUUUGACCGCGAUUAACCAAACGAAAACAUGCGAUAUCAACUGGCUAGUUAUCGUCCAGACAGCGACGGACAACAUGUCUUUUUCUUUCUGUCUUUUCCACUGGGUGGCGCGUGGCGUGAAGCAUGAGUCUGAUAACUUUAGACAACAUAGGGAACGAAGCAGGUCGGGAUUUGUGAGUCUUUCUCUUGCGAUUUUAUUUAUAUUUGGGGGGGGGGGCAGUCACGUGUUUGGGAUAUGACGGGAGUAUUUUGGUUGGCUCGAGAUGGGGUGGGAUGGAUUGAUUGAUUCCCGUGUCACCCUCUGGUCUGAACACACAGUAACACUUGUCAUUACCUCAACAUUAUAAAAAAUAUGCAUUAUUUCAUCUUACACAAACACACAAACUAUUACAAUUAGUUGGGAUAAAAACCUUAAACGGCAAAAGCCUAUAAUCUGAAGUAAACUGGCUAUCUCUCUAUCGUUGCUAUGUACAGUAUAUGAGAUUAAUCUCAAAGAUUCACUAUUCUUAAAAAAGCGUGUAUAAAUGCACUCAUGAAGUCACAUGCAACAUUUUGCAGUUUGCUGUUAUUAGUAAUACCUGUUUUAGAGACAAAUCUCGUAAACACUGAAAUCUAAGGCAUUUCUAAAAACAGUCUUUUCUGUAAUUGAUCUCUAAUGUUAAGGUAUUUCAGUGUUAAUAUUGCUUUGCUAAAAGCUUUUAUUGUGACACUGUCACACAGUACUUUCUACACUAGAAGGUAAUGAAAUAUAGAUACGUACUUAUUGAAUCACAGUUUAUUUCACUCAAUCGUACUGAAAUCUAUGUGUUAACUGUGAUACUGUGAGAACUAGACCACAGCUAAGGUUGUGUUUUACCAGCACAUACUGUACAUGUGUCUUAAUCAGUACGGCUGGACGAUAUAUCAUAAAUCUUUAUUAUUAUAAAUGAUCCCUGUUUAUUGCGUUGUCUCACUUCUGAUGUUUGUCUUAAUCACAGACGGACCAGUGAAAUAUUCUAGACUUAUCUAGACUUAUCGGUUGGUUUGGUUUGGUUAGCUGUCAUAUAAUAGUUAUUCAAAGGAAUAGUUCAGUGUUUUGAGAAAUACAUUUAAUUACUUUAUUGCCAAAACUUAAAUAAGAAUAUAGUAGGAGGUCGGUAUCAUCUUCUUAUCUAAUUCUUGGCGAGAACGUUUCCCAAAACUGUUGGAACUAUGUCCCUAAAAACUGUGGUUUAUCAUCCAGCCCUAUUAAGAAUUUAAAAGAGUGAUAGCAAAAUACCUGAUUGUAAAUUGCACCAUUUUUUUAACAGUAGUCUAAGGUUGCCUUGAAAACAAAGUUAUUGUCAACCGUCUAAUGUAAAAUCUCCUCACCCCUCACCAUGUCGGUCAACAAAUUGUAGCUUUAUUUAAAUGUUGAAAAAGUCUUUACUCUUUUGCUGUCUGUUGGCUCGACUUUGUACUGUACUUCAAUGUUGACACUGCCACAUUUUGACUUUAGGGGCUUUUAAAAUGCCUUCAUUUUCUAAUCCUGUUGUGUUCACUGUCACCUGAGCUUCCAUGUAUGCUGUGUCUUGUGUGUGUAUUAAGAUGGUGUGGAAGUGUGGAUUCAAAAAUGUGACAAGUGUUUGGUGAGUGUUUAUGUGAUUUUGUGGCUAUGAACAGUUAUAUUUUAAUAAAAAUCAACAGUGUAAUGAUGUA